AUGCGCGGUCUUACCACGGCUACCCUUGGUGGGCUGAUUGGCCUUGCCUCAUCACAGCUGAUCGAUCUUGGUUACGUUGAUUCUGUUCCGGACCCAACAUACACCAUCCUUCAUUAUGAGCGGAAACAGACUGUUCCGUACAAUCCAGAUCAAGCCAUUGCUUCCGUUGUUGCUGUAGCAUUGCAGUCUCCCGUUCCGGACCCAGGCAAAAAUGCUGUCCACGCGCGCCACCUCGAGAUCCAGAAGCGCUUUGAGCCUUGCGAGAACUUGAACAACAACGCCAAUAGUUACAAUGCCGUGCUCGAUCCAGCAGAGAGCUUUGUCAGCGAUGACAACCUCGCCCAACAGGCCUUGAAUGCUCCCACGCCAGAUGGAUACACUCAGACAUACAAGAAUCUGAAGGCAUGUGCUCAAGCCAACGGAUACAUGGGAUAUACCAUCAUGUCCAGCUACAAUGUUCAGGAAUGUGCUGACAAGUGUACGCGCACUAUCGGCUGUCAAGGCUUCAACACCUACUUUGAGCGUAGUCCAAGCAAGGUUCCAGGCCCUGACUGCCCCAACCCGGGUGGUGCGGCCAACCCCUUCUGUGUCCUCUGGGGAGGUCCUGUGACUCCUGAGAAUGCUCGCAACGAAGGCCAAUGGCGCGAGCAGUAUCACGUUGUUAUUGCCGCAUCUAACGGAUACGUCUUGACUUCUUCCCUGAAUCCCCUCUCAGGCAAGGCCAUCAACGCUCCUCUCGAUUGCAAUAAUGACGACGCGUACAUGGGAAUGAGAUUGUUGAAUGACAACGCCCCCUUCGACCCCCAGCGUUGUGCUGCCAUUUGCGAGGCUACCUCCCAGUACAACAUCGAACACCCCAGUGAUCCCUCGCGACCCCCUAGGCUUUGCAAGUUCUACAACACUUACAUUCUCAACAAAAACUUCUAUUCACAGGGCCAGAUCUGUGCCAUGUACACGCAGUCCUGGGAUCCCUCUGUGUACGCCACCAAUGACGGUCAAUGGCGUGGUGACGACCACUACACAAUCUCUUCUAGCGUGUUCUUCCACAACGCGACGGAUGUUACCACCCCUGUUUGCCCAGCGGAUAUCAACAGGCUUCAGACUGAUAGCGAUGCGGGCGCUUUCUGCACAUCGUUCAACUCGUACGUUGCACCCUCGACAAGCACCGUUACGUCCUAUACUGGUACCACUACGGUUGAGGCGUGUGGUGCUCCUACCGCCCAUGCCAAGCGUGAUGGGGACUCUGGUGCCUUGAUCGAGGCUGUUGUCGCUGUCUACCCUGCCAAGGUGGAAGAUGCCACCAUUACUGGAUCCACACCUGCUUUGGUCACGGUGCCAGCUGAGCAGCUUACUAUACCAAGUGUUUACGCCUCAGCAACGUCGGCAGCCAUCGCUCAGCUUCAAGGAUCAGAGCCUGAAGCUUCCACCCCAGCUGUUUCUGCUCCUCCAUCGGCUACGCCUACCCCGGCAAACACAUCUAGUUCGGUUGCGGCGGUACCUACUCCACAGGAAACGGCUACCACCGGCCCCGCCAAGCGUGCAGUAGCAACACCUCCAUUCUUUGCUGGACGCGACUCUCGCGAGAUUGCUAGCGCUUGCUCUCGAAUCAUCACCACUGGCACGCCGACUGUUACUGUGCGGGCACAAGCCACCGAGACGACUUACAACUACUGUGCUCAGUACCCGACUACAUGCCAGAACGGUUCACCAGCUCAGAUCAUUGCUGGAUCUUUCAGUGCGUCGUCUCAGAACAUAGAUGACACCUACUACACUGUCGAGUUGCCUUUCCCCAUCUGUAUCUACGACACGUGCAGCACCACGGUUCACCCCAGCUCCAACGGUCUGAUUACGCUUGGAGGCUUUGCCACAUCGGCCUACUCCAACGGCGACAUUCCUGGAUCGUUUGGAAGCCAGACGGUGCUCAUGGCCUUCUGGGACGACCUGUACAUCUACGCUGGUCAGCAGCACUACAUGGACUACAGCCUGUGCGGCGAUGCAGGCCGCCGCACGGUGACGUUUGACUGGCGAAUGGGCCGCUUCAACGCCGCGUCCAACGGACCUCUGUACAGCUUCUCGGCCACGUUUUUCGAGGACCAAGCCAGCCGCGUGCAGCUGACGUACUUUGGCACGACGGACCAGGGCAGCUCGGCUUCGGUGGGUAUGCAGGGUACCACCAACGGACAACAGGCAUUCUACAAGUACUCUGUCAACCGCGGCAUCAUCAACAACGGUCUCCGUCUCAUCUUGGAUCCUCAUGGCAAUUACUUUGGAGAGGCUCAAGCUAGGUCUUAGGGGACUUGUUGAAUACUCUCCUCUCUCUCUCUCUCUAUAUAUAUAUUGUCUAAUCAUCUGUCAUAUAGCUAGCGCUGUUGUAUAGCUAUAUAUCGGGCUUUUUUUUUAUCAAGUAACGUGGUUCACAAGUGAGUCGCUAACCCAAGCGAGUCGCUAACGCCCCACUAGCCCAUCAACUUCAUCACUAUAACGCGUGAUGUCUCAAC
Exserohilum turcica Et28A is the source of this 2498-nucleotide messenger RNA. RefSeq lists its product as uncharacterized. Bases 1 to 2292 code for a protein of 763 amino acids. Lineage: Eukaryota; Fungi; Ascomycota; Dothideomycetes; Pleosporales; Pleosporaceae. The record is from RefSeq and is a predicted model, not a curated record. The transcript has 3 exons.